CAAUGGCAUCUCCCAUCCCCGCAGACGACUGGACUCAAGAAAGUAGAAAAAGAACAUCCUAUGUCUUAACCUCAUUACGAAGCUCCCAACCAUAGGCGAUGUAACUCGGCAGGAGUAUCUAGAGACCUCGACCAAACCGAUCAAAUUCUCGGCGGAGAAAAUGAGGAUUUGGAGAAUACAAGAUGGCUGUUGCGACCACGAGUGCGAGCAUAGAUGGAGAGUCUGAUAUCCACAAACGAGAGCCACUCCUGACGUUUAUAAAUGCAAUGCGACACUGGGAUCGUUAUCCUAAGAACCUUCUCGAUCGCACCGGACUUGAUGAUCUAGUCACCGACAUCACAGGCAACUUCACCGCCACCGAGCGCAAGGUCCUCUUCGGAGCGCCAUUCAAAGGUCAAAAACGGCUCCCAGCGCGUGCCAAAGCUAUCAGAAAGGCUCUUCAGGUUCUCAUUCACGAUGCAGGCAUCAGCAGGAACGACGCCUCUGACUCGGAAGAAGAGCGAGACAGAGGAAGAAUCAUGGAUUAUGGGACCUAACGUGUCGUCUCGGCCCGAGCGCUUGACGAGUUCUUCGGUUUUCGCCACAAUCCCUGUAGCCGAGACGAAGACGGCUCGCUUGACUUG
Canariomyces notabilis is the source of this 623-nucleotide messenger RNA. RefSeq lists its product as uncharacterized. The transcript has 2 exons. The coding region runs from base 183 to 536 and encodes 117 amino acids. Lineage: Eukaryota; Fungi; Ascomycota; Sordariomycetes; Sordariales; Chaetomiaceae. The record is from RefSeq and is a predicted model, not a curated record.